This is a messenger RNA of Zingiber officinale, 1326 nucleotides long. RefSeq lists its product as uncharacterized. NCBI's taxonomy places the organism in Eukaryota, Viridiplantae, Streptophyta, Magnoliopsida, Zingiberales, Zingiberaceae. Bases 1 to 1326 code for a protein of 441 amino acids. The record is from RefSeq and is a predicted model, not a curated record. The transcript is spliced from 2 exons.
AUGGAUGAAAAAACCAAGCGAUAUAUGAAAUUAUUGCAAGAAGCUGAGUGUGAAUUGUAUGAAGGUUGUAAAAAUUUCACAAAACUGGCAUUCAUUGUUCAUCUCCUACAACUAAAAGUUCUAGGUAGUUGGCCUGAUAAUUCCUUCACUCUUUUACUUCAAUUGUUGGUAAAAGCCUUUCCUCAUGCAAAGUUACCUUCAUCCUUUUAUGAAGCCAAAAAAAUAACUGAAGAUCUUGGCUUCACAUACCACACUUCGGAUGUUUGCCCAAAGGACUGUAUGAUAUUUCAUGGUGAAGAUAGUAAACUUAAAGAAUGUGAAGUAUGUGAAUCACCUCGAUACAAGUCUGGGGGUAAGCAAAUUGCUGCAAAGCAAAUACGGUAUUUUCCAUUAAAGCCAAGAUUGCAAAAACUUUUCCUGUCAUCUGAGAUUGCUUCAUUAAUGAAAUGGCUUGAAAAAGAAAGAACUGAUGAUGGUGUCCUGAGACACCCUGCUGAUUCUCAAGCUUGGAAGUCUUUUGAUAACAAAUAUUCAUCUUUUGCUAGUGAUUGUCGUAAUAUUAGACUUGGAUUAGCUGCGGAUGGAUUCAAUCCUUUUAGAACAAUGAACACAUCUCAUAGUACGUGCCUGUUAUGCUUAUUCCAUACAAUUUACCCCCAUGGAUUUCGAAAGCUGAGAGCAUCCUUUGAUGGAACACGAGAAUAUGGAAACAAGCCAAGAAGGCUUUCAGGGUAUGAAAUGUAUGAAGAAGUGAGAGAAGUUUUAACGGAUUAUAAGAAAGAUGACAUUAAAAAAAGACACAAUGGGGAGUUUCAUUUACCGAGUGAGACCAAUUGGAAGAAAAAAAGUAUAUUUUUUGAGUUGCCUUAUUGGAUGGAUAAUUUAGUACCACAUAAUAUUGAUGCGAUGCAUACAGAGAGAAAUUUCAUGGAAAAUGUACUUUCUACAAUACUUGGCAUAGCAGGAAAAUCAAAGGAUCAUCUGAAUGUUCGUUGUGAUUUGAAAGAAAUGGGAAUAAGGAAAGCAUUGCAUCCUACUCUAAUGGCCUCUGGUAAAGAGCAUAUUCUUCCUACAAAAUUUACAAUGUCCAAGGAUGAAAAAUUGGUUUGUUGUAAAGUUUUGAAAAAUAUCAAACUUCCAAACGGCAUUGCAUCAAAUAUAUCAAAAUGUGUACACUUGGAGGAGCGAAAUAUAUGGGGUUUGAAGUCUCAUGAUCAUCAUAUUCUUAUGCAACUGUUGCUUCCGUUAGCUAUUCGCAAAGCAUUGCCUAAAGAUAUAGUUAAAGUUCUUAUAGAGUUAACUAAUUUUUUUAGGCAACUAACUUAA